UGGAGGAGGAGGAGCCGCGUGCACGCGCCCCGGGCCUCAGUGGGAGGAGGCGAACAUUCCCGCGCCCCACCUUGAGUCGCGUGCAGGCGAGCCUUCUUUGGCACACCGUUCCCGUCAUUCGGGAGCCUCAAUACCCGCCAGACGACGCCUGCCUCCCGCCACUCGCACACCUCGCGCGCUGUUCUUGUCUCGCAGUCAGCUGAGAGGACACGCCCAGCAGAGAUGGCCAAAGCGGACCAACGCUACGGUCAACGGGAUGGAUCGGACCAGAACUUUGACUACAUGUUCAAGUUGCUCAUCAUCGGCAACAGCAGCGUGGGAAAGACAUCCUUCCUGUUUCGCUACGCCGACGACUCCUUCAGCAACUCCUUUGUCAGUACUGUGGGCAUCGACUUCAAGGUGAAGACGGUUUACCGCAACGACAAGAGGAUCAAACUGCAGAUCUGGGACACGGCGGGACAGGAGCGGUACCGCACCAUCACCACGGCGUACUACCGUGGCGCUAUGGGCUUCAUCCUCAUGUAUGACAUCACCAAUGAGGAGUCCUUCAACGCCGUGCAGGACUGGGCCACUCAGAUCAAGACGUACUCAUGGGACAAUGCCCAGGUCAUCAUGGUAGGCAACAAGUGUGAUAUGGACGAGGAGCGGGUGGUCGCGCCCGAGAAAGGAAAACACCUGGCAGACCAAUUGGGCUUCGAAUACUAUGAGGCUAGUGCCAAGGAGAACAUCAACGUGCGGCAGGUCUUUGAGCGCCUGGUGGACAUCAUCUGCGUAAAGAUGUCAGAGCGAGUCGACGUGGAGGUGCCGGCAGCCCCCGGUGCCAAGACCACCAGACUGAGUGACAAGCCGGCCCAGCUACCUCAGAAGUGCUGCUGAUGGGUCGGCAGCUGUCGUCAAUCAACUAUCCUAACAUUCCUCAGUCCAUGCUAGUGAGCUGUCAAUCAUUCUAAGCCACAUGGGUCACAUGACUGUGUCUCUCUCUCUCACACACACACACACACACACACACACACACACACACACACACACAUACUUUGACUUGUUUGACCAUCAUCUAUCUUGUUGUCUUGUUGUCUUCAUUGUGUGGGCCUCCGCCAAGGCGCAACACAUGUGAACGAGUUGAUUUGUUCUGUUUACCUCACUGUAUCACUUUGUAGCCCAAAACUCUUCAAUAUGUUCAAAUGUGAAAGUCAAAACAUGACCUGAACAUCACAAAAAACUGACUGCCAGCAGUCCAGACAAAAAAAGCUUUUGUCUUCAGAUGAUUGCAUUCGCUGAUGUUGUUAGCGAAACUCAUUGCACUUUUCCUUGUAUCAUUUUUAUGAAAGGAAGCAAACUUAAGACAAAUCAACAAAAGGAGAAAUGUUAUUUUCAAGCACACCAAAUAAUGCGAGCGCAGGAAGCAACUGCCACUGCUGCUCACCAUCUGAUUGGCUGCUUCUCACUGAGCUGCAUUCUAGAACAAUCCGUAUUCCACUUGAAGGCCGCGCCACCGACGCACAACUCUCAGGGUGGUCUGCAGCUGCCCUCAUCAGUCCUCGCUGUGCUCUUCGCACGAGCAAACGCUUCCCUAAUUGCACUUAGCAAAGAAGUAAUGAAGGAAGAUGGCGUGAGACUCAAUGAGCGAGCCCUGCGGAGUGGCCCACUCGUGGCGUGUAUCUCGUACCAGGGCCCACAUGGCGGAUGAGAAGAUAUUGUCGUGUUUCCUUCCCUGUGUGUGUGUGUGUGUUGCAUUUGAUUAUCAUGAUAUUUACUGUUGUGAGUGCUUUGUGUUUGUGCAAAGUGUGACAUCAUGAGUUGAAGAAAUGACGUAUGUGUGCAAAAGAAGGAAAAAACAUGAAACUUGAGUGCAUUUCUGGUGCAAUCUUCUGCCAAAAUGCUUCUUUAGCUGUGUCACACAGCUCAUGUUUUGUGUGUAACUGAUGACGAUAUUGUUGAUUAUUUAUGGUGACUUUGUAAAUGAUAGAUUUAGAAGUUAUUAUGCUGUGGAGUUAUUUUUGAUGCUGUGUAAAGAAAUUGAUGUAAACUUGUUGUCAGUUCACCCCUGUCUGGGGGAGAAGCACAAAGUGAAUGUACAAACUAUUGUCAAUGUUUGUAUAUUAUAGAUGCAGUUUAGUAUAGUAAAAAUAAUAAUCUUUAAUCAAA
Messenger RNA from Doryrhamphus excisus (bluestripe pipefish), 2145 nucleotides. RefSeq names its product RAB3B, member RAS oncogene family (gene rab3b). The record is from RefSeq and is a predicted model, not a curated record. Gene Ontology annotation, molecular function: GTP binding; GTPase activity. Lineage: Eukaryota; Metazoa; Chordata; Actinopteri; Syngnathiformes; Syngnathidae.